UAAUCCAUUAAUUCCAUUCGAACAAUUGUUUUAUUAAUUUAUGCUUAUCUAGUUAUUUAGAAGAUGAUAUUUUAAAAACUUUAAUACAUUUAACUAGCAAAAAACGCUCGCUUCGCUCGUAGUUAACAUGUUUUGUUGCGAAGCAUGUUAUAAAAAAGUAAAAAUUUAUAAAAUAUAUUUGUUUGUAUAAAUAUGUUUUAUAAGAAUGAUAAAGAUUAUAUAAUUUUUUUUUUUUAAUUAUAUAGUAAAAUAUUAAAAUAUUUCUUUGUACACAACACAAACGGUACGACUUUCCCCGAGAGACUGGAUAGUCAGUCGGUUCCAGGAUCUGGAUAAGGGAAAGGAAAAUUAAUGAGUCUGUUUCUAUAUUUUAACAAUCAUAAAGUAGAUUUGGUAACAAAACAAAAGUAUUGGAAGUAAGUUGUUAAAUCCCGUCUGAAACAGAAAUCAAUUACGGGCUUUGUUAAGAAUAUUUUGCCUUUACAAAUGGUAUUGUUUAAACUAACGCGGUUAACAAAUUUCAAGUACGGCUUUAUGAUUUCGCUACAAUCGGAAUUCUACGGUCGCGGCAUCGGUUCGUCGGUUCGGUGGCGGUGUUAGGGGGCGAUGACGGAUUUCGAGGUUAGGAAUUCAUUCGGUACGGUGAAGUCGUGUGCGCACGUAUUUUCGAUGCACGUGUUAUGAAAAAUAUUGUAACUGAUAAUGAAUAUAGUUCUAAGUAUAUUGACUCUUGUAUUUGCCAUCGUGUCAGAUUUUUAAAUUUUUCUAACAAUGGUAUACAAAAUAACCGUACAAAACUUUAAAAAUAUAGCCUCUUUAUUAUUUCAUAAAAAUUUUUUUUAUUCUCGUAAAUCUACAUUUGAAAAGUUUAAUGUAUACUGUCUUCCAUUAAUGACACAUAAAUUAAAUGGUAUUGUAAAGUUAGGAAAAUAUAUCUGUGAAAUUUUUUACCAAUAAUUAGUUACUACUUAAUUUAGUCAAUUUCAUUCUAAUUUUAUAGUAAUAUCAUAUUUACAAUAUAAUAACAUUAUGAUCGUAUUUAUCUAUUAAAUUAUGUGAAAUUUAUAUUAUUAUUGCAAACUUCUCAGUACUCGUUGCUACAUAAUUUUACUUUUCUAGUGCUCUUUGUUGACCGUUACUAUCUAGUUUAUUGUCCUAUACAGUAUUUAUGCGUGACUAUGCAAUCUCAGUAUUAGUAUACGUGUAGCCUUCAGCUAUUGGGAUCUGAUACCGGGGAGGAGUCCAUAGUUAUAGCUAAUCAACGUCGUGUCACCAUCCUAGCGAUUAAAGGGAGUUAAAUAGAGCGGACUUAGUUUUUUGGCAAAAAAAAUAUUUUCUAUGCCAAGUAUUUGCGAUUAAUAGUAAGGUAUCGACAAAUAGCCAUGUUACUAUAGGUCUAGGUGGAAAAAUGUCUAAAACCGCUGUCAAUUCUUUGGCACGUUGCUUCCUCCAACAAAUUUAUAAUUCCUAUAAAUACAAUAUUGUUCCAAUACAUAAAAUGUUGUUCAAGUAUACAUAUUGUCUUAUCUUGAAACUGUGGGAAUGUAUUCCCGAAGUGUUCCAAGGAUCUCAUGAAUUAUUUCAGAAUUUUUUCAUAAAUUCUGAUGUAAUUCUGUAGAAACAACUAAUAUAAUUGUCUAUUCGAGCUUUUGAAUUGCCGCUUAGAUUCUCUAUUGAUCAGAGUAGUUGUAACGCGUCUAAUCAUAGGUACGGUAGAACGCGUUCAAUUCUUACUCUCUCUCUCUCUCUCUCUCUCUCUCUUCCCGGACAACCGCCGAAGCGUUCGGACGAUCGCCUAACACUCAUAGUGUAAUUGAGUUGCAAAUUCAUUAAAGAUAAUAUAUUCUUAAGAGAUAGUGAGUGACUUUAUUUUACCUGGCUUCGCACACCUGCUUCCAUACCUAAAGCAUCAAAUUCUAUAUUAAAUUUUUUUUACAUCACCUUUUUAAUCAUAACUAGCGCGCGACACGCGGCCUUACCGGCGCUCGCCUCGAUAUUGCCUGAUGGUCGCACUCCGCUCGAGCGUGAGGUAAUCAAUUAAAGCUUUUGGGCCAAAUGGGGCGUGUCACACCGAAAUUGUUAUUCAAUUAUAUGUACCAAAAAUCGUUUCUAGGGUUGUUGUUUAUGUAUAAGCGUUUUGAACACAUGUUUGUCAUGGGUAAAAAGUUGUGUUUUCAAAUUAUCUACAACUUUUACGUUUAAGGUUUUUAUGUAAAAUGUAUACUAGUUUAUUCCUAUAACAAAAUCGAUUUUGCCCUGUUAACUCGAAUUAAAAGCAUUUUCACGCUUAAGUGUCUAGAGGAAAGAGUUUUUUUCCUUGAGAUCUAUAACUUUUCUAUUUAACUUUUUUUCUAACACUCAUAGUGUAAUUGAGUUGCAAAUUCAUUAAAGAUAAUAUAUUCUUAAGAGAUAGUGAGUGACUUUAUUUUACCUGGCUUCACACACCUGCUUCCAUACCUAAAGCAUCAGGUUAUGGGCCCUGCCCCAUUCAAAGAACUCCGAAAAAGUUUUCUUUGCCGUGAUAUGUGCGAAACCGAGGUCGAACAGUGCCGGCUAUAAAUAUAGCGAAUUACGCAACACUACAGUUAGAGUGCAGAAUUUGAAAAUGGCGAGUCGCAGUUCAAACGGUACAUACCAACUCAUCGACAAAUUAGUUGGCCGUGAAAAUUAUAGACAGUGGUCAGUAGCCAUGAGGGCUUACUUGGAAGUCGAAGAUCUAUGGGACACCAUAGAAGCUCGCACAGACGGCACCCUGUCUACAGAUCCGAAAAAGAUGCAGAAAACGCGUGGGCGCAUAAUUCUUGCAGUGGAAUCCGAAGUAUACGCGUACAUCGAAAAUACGACAUCACCGCAAGAGGUCUGGAAUGAGUUGGCAAAAACUUAUGAUGAUAAGGGACUGACCAGAAAAGUAUCGCUUCUACAAGCAACUACCACGACUAGACUGAAAAAUUGCAGAUGUAUGGAAGAGUACGUAUCAAAUAUUAUUUCUGCUACUAAAAAGCUCAGCGCAAGUGGCACAAAAUUGCAAGAAGAUUUAGUGGGUGCGCUUUUGCUGUCGGGUUUACCGUCAUCAUAUCAGCCUAUGAUAAUGGCGCUUGGAAGCUCCGGAGCAGAAAUAACGGCCGAUUUGGUCAAAAACAAAUUAUUAGAAGAAAACUAAAAUGGCGUCCGUGAAAGCGACUCCGAAACGCUCGGACUCUACACGCACCAGUCGCAUCACUCAAGCUUCCAGUCUCGAAAUUCGAACAACAGAGGGCGCCACCCAUCCAAGCAAAAGCAGCGUAAUCAGUAUGGUCACUUGGCGAAUAGAUGUACAGUCCAGAAUCGCAAAUCCCAAAAAGCUUGCACAGUAGCUACAUCAGCUGACGAGAGCGAAUGUGAGGACACUGUGUGACCACGUUAACCAUGCGUGAUACUCACUCAGCCGUCGUCGACACUGUUCUUGCCGAUGCUGAAGCCCAAACCACGAUACCUGUGGAGACGUUGUUUGUAGUGGAUCUAGUGAGUAAUGCAAGCAAAUCAGAAUGGAUUUUAGACUCCGACGCGUCAAUCCACAUGUGUUGAAGUGACGCGCAUAUGUCUAACGUGCGAAAACCAAAGACUGCUACAGUUACAGCAGCUAACAAAGCUAAGGUGCC
Molecule: messenger RNA, 3638 nt
Organism: Nasonia vitripennis (jewel wasp)
Lineage: Eukaryota; Metazoa; Arthropoda; Insecta; Hymenoptera; Pteromalidae
Exons: 1
Coding region: 2606-3160 (184 amino acids)
Source: RefSeq, a predicted model, not a curated record